AUGAAGCGCGCGAUGUCUGAUUCAUCCAAUGGCACUCCGGCCAAGAUGGCCCGGACUGCCAACCAUCCCAUUCCCCAGAAUACAUCCACCGAGUUACAGAACCUUCAAGCUCGCAUUGCCGAGCUGGAGAAGAAAAAUGCCGAACUUCGCGACUCUAUCCGAGCCGGCAUGGCCCAGGCAAGAGAGGAGUUCGCCCAAGCACGAGCCGACCUGAAGAGCUCUCGCGACCAUGACGCGAAGCUCCAGGCUGAAAAGGCCGCAUUGGACAGACCCCGUCGACGAACUGCACUCCGCCAGCAAGCAGAGGAGUGCCAGGAGAAGGUCGAGACGUUGGAGGGUGAACUUCAAGACAUCAACAACGAAAAUGAACAACUGCGCGGAAUUAUAACGAACUCGGAGCAGGAACGAGAUCUUUGGAGAUCUCACUUCGAAGAUACACAGAAGGCAGUGAACAGCAGCCAGACUGUACAACAAAACACCGGUCACCACACUCCUCUCCUAAGCGAUGCGGGCAACUACUUUCAGACACAGUUUCUGAACGGUGUGGGUCCACUACCUUCCCCCGGGCUCGAACAGCAAGAGCCCAGCGCCGAAGCCGGUAGUGGGCCACGAACGAUUCCAACGGCACCGACCUACCAGCCCCCAAAUGGAAACUCGAAAGUCACGUCCACGGGCGCCGAUUUCGUUAAUAAUAAUCCGCAAGAUCCCCACAACACACAGCCGGGGGAUGCUUCAUGGGAGCCAAAUUGGGACUCAGGUUUAAACCUUGAGGAAGACCCGAACAACACUGGCGUGGACUUCAAUCCUAACGUAGAUCCGAGCAGUAAUGGCUUGGAUUUCAGCCUUCACGUAGACCCGAAUGACCCCGAGUUCGAUACGAACAUUGACAUCGAGGCUUUCCUAAACGAGGUCGCAGUACAAGACCCACCGGCGAACUAA
Messenger RNA from Hypoxylon fragiforme, 939 nucleotides. RefSeq lists its product as uncharacterized. The coding region runs from base 1 to 939 and encodes 312 amino acids. The record is from RefSeq and is a predicted model, not a curated record. The transcript has a single exon. NCBI's taxonomy places the organism in Eukaryota, Fungi, Ascomycota, Sordariomycetes, Xylariales, Hypoxylaceae.